AUGGUCCUAUGGCAUCCCCCUGAUGCACCUUGGGUGAGGCUGAACACAGACGGUGCCUUCUCUACAUCGACACUGGCGGCGGGAGAGGGAGGAUUGGUUCGUGGUUCUGAUGGAGGCCUUCUGCAGGCUUUUUGUGCUCCGAUAGCUGCAUCAUCGAGCUUUGAAGCGGAGCUUUUGGCUCUGAUUCGGGCUGCUAUCAAGGGAUGGUCUCUGACUCAUUUGGACAUCAACAAUGCUUUCCACUAUGGUGAUCUGGAAGAAGACAUUUAUAUGACAUUACCACCGAGGCUUGAAGUGGACUGGAUGGCUGUUGAGGGGGCUACACCAGAUUCAACUUUAUCAGCGUCCGAUCAUUCUUUCUUCUAUAAAUCAGAUGGAGCAGCUGGAUUCUUUGGCAUAGCGGUAUAUGUUGAUGAUAUCUUGGUUGCCACCACUGAUCCAGAAAUGACUAAUAGCUUCAAGGAUUUCCUCACACAACACUUCAAGUUCAAGGGUCUUGGAGUCCCAAAAUAUUUCCUUGGACUUGAGAUAGCAAGAAAUAAGAAAGGAAUCCAAGUUUGUCAAAGGAAAUACACCAUGGAUCUUCUUAAAGAUACAGGCUUCUUGGGAUGUAAACCAUCUUCUGUUCCCAUGGGUCCAGUUAAGAAGUUGCAGCUGGAUUCAGGUUCACUUUUAGAAGAUGCUUCUAAAUAUAGAAGACUCAUUGGAAGACUCUUGUAUAUGUGCAUAACUCGGCCAGAUAUCACCUUUGUUGUACACAAGUUGAGUCAAUAUGUGUCGAAACCUUGCAUUGAACACUGGCAAGCAGUUGAAAGAGUUCUGAAAUAUCUCAAGGGAACUCCAGGUCAUGGAUUAUUUUACUCCAGUAGCAGCAAACCUACUCUGAGCAUAUUUUCGGAUGCAGAUUGGGCAGCAUGUCCAGAUACCAGGAAGUCCAUGACUGGGUAUUGUCUAUUCCAUGGAAAUUCUAUGAUUUCUUAG
Salvia splendens (bonfire salvia) is the source of this 981-nucleotide messenger RNA. RefSeq lists its product as uncharacterized. Gene Ontology annotation, molecular function: nucleic acid binding; RNA-DNA hybrid ribonuclease activity. The coding region runs from base 1 to 981 and encodes 326 amino acids. The record is from RefSeq and is a predicted model, not a curated record. The transcript has 3 exons. NCBI's taxonomy places the organism in Eukaryota, Viridiplantae, Streptophyta, Magnoliopsida, Lamiales, Lamiaceae.